AUGUUCCUCGCACAGCUCCUGGAAGACUUCUGCUGCCUCAUCCUACAGUGUACCGGUCUACGUUUGGGCCGACGCCGAAGGCAUAUGUUUGCAGGCGAUUUCGAGGCAGGAAGGGUAUCGUCCGUCAUCCCCUCGGACGAGGUGACUAGAGCUACUUCUGUCAAGGAAGAGUACGAUCGCAUCUUAGCGGCUUUUGACUUCGCAUAUCAGCUCGGCAUGACCUACGACACACUGCCUUUCUGGAUGCACUUCGUCGUCAGCGCGGCAGUGCAGCUGCACACCAUCUUGGCUCUCAUCUUCUUCAUCAACGGCCUGAACUAUAUGUUGGGCUUGUGUGCGACACCACGAUACUAUGGCCAAGGGAAUGCACGAUUGUGGUGGCCGAUAACUGAUACAGACAACUUCUGUGCUGCUGGCUAG
This is a messenger RNA of Symbiodinium natans, 420 nucleotides long. The record is from the annotation of a GenBank genome assembly. NCBI's taxonomy places the organism in Eukaryota, Dinophyceae, Suessiales, Symbiodiniaceae.